UAUAGGUAGCAUGUGUUUUGUGUGCAAAUCAUAACGACAACCGCAGUUCCGCAUCGCAUAGGAAUAGUAGUGAGUACAUUUUGUGACACCGAAAGGAGCGUUUUCCAUCAAAGUUUUAUCAUCAUGACUACGAGCGCUUCAUACCCUGAGACGAGAUGACACGAUGAUUCGACGGAAAGCGAGACUAGACAGCUUGUGAUUGACACCACUGUCCACGCAUCCAGAGAUGGUCCCCACAUUAUGGCCAACAAAACGUUCCAUAAGAACAGGUGUUUGACAUCGUACAGGAUACUAGUUUUCGCAUUGCUCUACUGCCUGACAUGCCUGAUAUGUAUGACAAUCUUCUAUGACGGCAGUAGCACGCAGGUUAAAGUGAAACCAAAGAAUGGACCCACGCAGAAACCGCUCCGAGGUCCCGGAAAGGAAAAGAACGAUACAAUCAGAAGUCGGACAUUAUCCCCUGGUGGUAAUUCUACCACGGGCAAGCCUCUCAAUUGGAGAGAUGAAAUUACUAAGGAUUUAUUUCACAAGAAAGGACCGGAUUUGUCUGUAGAGGACUAUCAGUCGCUUCUAGGUAACAAGAGUAUCAAAUUCCAAUGCAAUCAGUGUGCAAUAGUUUCAAGUUCAGGCCAACUUCUUGGCACCGGAGCCGGGCCUCAAAUAGACAACAACGACUGUGUCUUUCGUAUGAACAAUGCCCCAACCAAAGGUUAUGAAAGAGAUGUUGGUCAGCGCACCACGGCCCGCGUCAUCGGCCACGUCAACCUUAGGAAGAUAUUUGACGAUCAUCUAGACGCCCAAUCGGAGUUCCUGGUGAAUACUUCCACCAAAGCGGACUCCAUUUUUAUUCAUUGGUCGUAUCUGACCGAAAUUGAUAAGGACCCUCCCCCAGAGUACGCUCUGGCCGUUGAGCUUGCUAAGAAGUUUAGCAAUGUCUCCUUCAACAUGUUCACUCCACAGAAGAUGAAGUAUGCCGAGAGGUUAUUCCAUCAUGAAACAGGGUUAACAAGGUCUGAAGCUAAGACAUGGUUAUCAACAGGGUGGUACACCAUUCUCUUAGCCAUUGACUCUUGCCAGCAGAUUAAUAUUUAUGGGAUGGUCUACGAGGACUACUGCAAGGAACAUCCGAAUGAAAACGUGCCGUAUCACUACUACGACCCCAACUUCAAGUCCGAGUGUAAGUACUACCACUCAAGCGAGGUACGCCUGACCAGCGGGCAUCUCUUCAUUACGGAGAAAGCGGUGUUUGCGCGCUGGGCCAACAUCCACAGUAUCCAUUACUUCAACCCACGCUGGCCCCCCAAGAGGUUUACCCUAAGCAACCAGUUAUUGACGCCGUUCGUCCAGAGGUAUCAGAUCGCCCAGAACAGGCUGUUUUCCAAGUUGCCGAUAUGGAAGUUGUUUUUCCACUUUGCAGGGUUAUUCUACCCAUUGGUUCAUUGAUGAUUGCCUCUUUGUUUUAUGUAUAUAUUGUUAUUUAUAUGCAUGCUUGCUAAUUACUCAUCACUUUCAAUCUAAACUAUGUGUCUAUUGCCCUUUUUCGAAUCCACGGCUUCGGCUUCAGGCUCCAUUCUCUCGUCUGCUUAAGCCCUGAGCGCGUACGCAACG
Molecule: messenger RNA, 1608 nt
Organism: Asterias rubens (European starfish)
Lineage: Eukaryota; Metazoa; Echinodermata; Asteroidea; Forcipulatida; Asteriidae
Product: alpha-N-acetyl-neuraminyl-2,3-beta-galactosyl-1,3-N-acetyl-galactosaminide alpha-2,6-sialyltransferase-like
Exons: 6
Coding region: 241-1443 (400 amino acids)
Molecular function (GO): sialyltransferase activity
Source: RefSeq, a predicted model, not a curated record